Messenger RNA from Aspergillus oryzae RIB40, 969 nucleotides. RefSeq lists its product as uncharacterized. The record is from RefSeq and is a predicted model, not a curated record. NCBI's taxonomy places the organism in Eukaryota, Fungi, Ascomycota, Eurotiomycetes, Eurotiales, Aspergillaceae. The transcript is spliced from 3 exons. The coding region runs from base 1 to 969 and encodes 322 amino acids.
AUGGCUUCCUUCAAACCCAGAAACAUUCUUCUCUUCGGCGCCACUGGAAACAUCGGCACAUACAUUUUGCAGGCCAUUCUUACCGCACGGGACGAAUUCGACCGGAUCGCGAUUUUCACGUCGCAGGCAACUGCGGCUUCCAAGAAAGAUUACUUAGAUGACCUGAAACGCACCAAGAAUGUCGAAGUGCUCGUAGGGGACGUGCAGGACCAAGAUGCCGUGAGAAAGGCUUAUCAUGGCAUUGAUACCGUCAUCUCUGCAUUGGGCCGGGGCGCAAUAGCUUCCCAAAUCCCCCUCAUCCGUCUUGCCGACGCCUCUCCUACUGUGAAAUGGUUCCUGCCCUCUGAAUAUGGCACAGACAUUAAGUAUUCCCCAGCUUCGGCGCAGGAAAAGCCGCAUCAGCAGAAGUUAAAGGUGCGGGCGUUCUUGGAGAAUGAGAGCCCCAACGAAGGGGUGGUGUCAGACUUGGCGUAUACAUAUGUCGUUACAGGCCCGUAUUCCGACAUGUAUGUGCACUACGCAGGUAAUCCUAUCGCGGGUGGAUGGGACGUGAAGGCCAAGAAAGCCACACUGCUGGGAGAGGACGGAAACGCGAAAGUGAGUUUGACUACGAUGAAAGAUGUUGGAACUCUCGUGUUGGCGACAUUACGACACCCUUCCGUUGCUUUCAACCGCGCACUCAAGGUCAAUUCGUUCACUACCACACCGGCCGAGAUACAUGCCGAGUUCGUGCGUCAGACAGGGGGUCAACCGUGGACCAAUGUCCAGUACACCCCGCUGUCCCAGUUGCGUGAGGCAGAGUCCGAGGCCUGGCAGGCGGGCAAGCCCGAAGCCACGGUAUUGACACUCAGACGCAUCUGGACCGAAGGAGGCACCUUAUACGAUCAACGAGACAACGCGUUAAUCGGCGAGCCGCCAGUGCAGACACUGGAGGAUGUGGUUGCCCAGGAAGUCAGAAAGUCAUCUUAA